Molecule: messenger RNA, 2635 nt
Organism: Chelonia mydas (Green sea turtle)
Lineage: Eukaryota; Metazoa; Chordata; Testudines; Cheloniidae
Product: perforin-1
Exons: 3
Coding region: 182-1831 (549 amino acids)
Biological process (GO): immune response
Cellular component (GO): membrane attack complex
Source: RefSeq, a predicted model, not a curated record
AGCGCCUGCGACAUCAGUGAUGGGGGAGUGGGGGGAGUUCCCAGAGCUCCCUGCCACGCCCGCUGCCGCGCCAGUCAGAGCUGCCCCUCCGUCCAAGCUUGGGCCUUUCUCAUCGGCCCUGCCAGCCCCGGGACAGUCACCCCCAGCAGCGUCAUUCAGAGACUGACAUCCCCUCUCAGCCAUGCCCAGACCCAGCUCCUUCUUCCCCCUCCUCCUACUCAUUCUCCUCCCUGGGGUCUCCACCCAUUGUCACACGGGCACAGCUGAGGAGUGCGAGGAGCACACGGCUUUUGUGCCUGGGCACAAUCUGGCAGGAGAGGGCAUCGACGUCACCACACUGGGUAGGAAAGGGGCCUACUUGGUGGACACCAGCCACUGGCAGCGCCCGGAUGGGACCUGCACCCUGUGCCGGAACUCGCUGCUGGAGGGGCAGCUGCAGAGGCUGCCGCUGGCUGUGGCGGACUGGAGGGAGAAGGUCUCAUGCCGCAGGAAACUCUCCAGCGCUGUGAAGGAGUCGGCCAUGGGCAUGGUCCGUGCAGCGAACGCCGUGGUACAGAAUGACUGGAAGGUGGGGCUGGAGGUGGAGGUGAAGCCCAGCGCCAACACCCAGGUGAUGCUGGCCGGCUCGCACUCCAAACUGGCAGAGUUCAGCACGGAGAAGUCUCAGCAAGACAAAUACAGUUUCACCAGCCAUGAGGUGUCCUGCGCAUACUAUACGUUCCGCGUUACCCACAAACCUCCUCUCACCAGACAUUUCAUCCGGGCCUUGAGGGACCUCCCGGAGGAUUACACCCACAGCUCGCGGCUCGAGUACCAUGAGCUGAUCAACACCUACGGCACCCACUAUGUGUCCCAGCUGCAGCUGGGGGGCCGGGUGCGGGACGUGACGGCCGUGAGGGUCUGUGAGGCAGCGCUGGAUGGGAUGACAGCUGAUGAGGUCAAAGACUGUUUGAACCUGGAGGCCUCUGCCAGCAUUGGGGCCGGGAAGGGCAGUGCCCAGGCGGCCUUCAGCCAGUGUGAGGAGCAGAAGAAGAAGAAGAACUUCAAGCGGAGCUUCCAUGAGACCUACAGCGAGCGUCACACCGAGGUGACGGGCGGCCACAGCCACGCUGACCUGCUGUUCUCUGAGGGGCAGGACGCCGAGGUGUUCUCGGCCUGGAUGGAAAGCCUCAAAGCCAGCCCCGGCCUGGUGUCCUACUCGCUGCACCCCAUCCACAACUUGGUGAGGCAGGACAACCCCAAGCGGGAGGCGCUGAGGCAGGCGGUGAGUGAGUACAUCGCCGAGAGGGCCCUGUGGAGGAAUUGCACCCACAGCUGCCCUCCGGGGACCCAGCGCAGCGCCCAUGACUCCUGCUCCUGCAUCUGCCCCGGGGAUGGCUCCACCAACACCAUGUGCUGCUCGCGGGAGCGGGGUCAGGGGAAGCUGACGGUGACGGUGGAGCGGGCCAGCGGCCUGUGGGGCGACUACAGCAGCCGCACCGACGCCUACGUCAAGGUCUCCUUCCAGGACCGGGAGGUGCGGACGGCAACCGUGUGGAACACCGACAACCCGGUCUGGGACGUCCACCUGGACCUGGGGCACGUGCGGGUGGCGGAGACCAGCCAGCUCCGCCUCCAGGUCUGGGACGAGGACAACAGGUAUGACGACGACCUACUAGGGACAUGCGACGAGCCGCUGCGCUCUGGAGAGAGUCACCACCAGGUCUGCUACCUGAACCAUGGCCGGCUGGACUUCCGGUACAGCCUGGUGUGUGGUCCCAGCCUGGGCGGGCCCCACUGCUUGGACUAUGUCCCCCAGGGCCCCGGGAACUAUGGGGCAGCCCAGGGUUAGCUCAGAGGGAUGUUCCAGGACAAGCAAUUCGCCCCACCUCGCCCCCGCAGCCAGGGGUCUUCCCUCUCCCCCAGGGGCAUCUGCUGUGACCUCACUUCACCAGGAGCUGGGCGGGCUCUCUCUCACGGGGGGUGACGGGGCUCCGGGGGUAGCAAUGGAGGGGCGAGAGCGUGAGCGUCCCACACAAUAAAGGAAAUGGAGAGCUGACUGAGCCGCCCUGGUGUCUCGCUCUGUGGAUCCCCCUUUGCCCCCGCCCUAGCACUGGGCCCUCAGCCCCCCAACUGACCCUUGAGUCCCUCCUUCACCCCCUAUCUUACCCCCAGUGCCCCUCCCCCAUUUCUUCCCCCAAUCCCUACUGGCCCUCCCACCCCAUCAAUGAAAAAUUCCUUCCUGAACCCCAGACCCCAGCCCACACAUGGAGGGCGAGGAGACAGGUUUACCCCACACACCCAUCCCAGCACACACAUGGGCGCAGGGGGGGGCUCAGGUCCCCCCAGUUCUUGGCACACACGGGGGGGGGGGGACAACUCAGUCCCUCCCAAUCUUGGCACAGCCAGGUGGGUGUGGGGGAGAGGCCGGGAGAAAGGCUCAGCCCAGCCCAAUGCCUAAACCCUCCCACUCCCCCUACCCCGUGUCCCCGCCCCUCCCCACAUCUGUCCUGAGGCCCCCCCCUCCAUAUAGCCCAGCCCAUCACUGGGGGCCCCGCCCCUCACGGCGAGCUUCGCCUGGUGUCAUUCAUUUUCUUUUCUUCCUCCCUCCCCCAGGCUGGGCCCCGAAAUAAAAUUCAAGUCUUUGGCUGAAGCA